This is a messenger RNA of Medicago truncatula (barrel medic), 1536 nucleotides long. Its product is annotated as PAP-specific phosphatase HAL2-like. NCBI's taxonomy places the organism in Eukaryota, Viridiplantae, Streptophyta, Magnoliopsida, Fabales, Fabaceae. The transcript has 3 exons. Gene Ontology annotation, biological process: sulfate assimilation; phosphatidylinositol phosphate biosynthetic process. Bases 180 to 1316 code for a protein of 378 amino acids. The record is from RefSeq and is a predicted model, not a curated record. Gene Ontology annotation, molecular function: 3'(2'),5'-bisphosphate nucleotidase activity.
AGUGUUUGUUUGAUCCUUCAAAAAUAAAAAUAAAAAAGAAAAGUGUUUGUUUGAAAAUGUGAUUUUCUUUGGGAGUGUCCCAAUCCUUGGCAGUGUUUCGUUGAAUAAACAUGCGUAUACCGUUUCGCUGAAAUUGAAACUGAAUCCUCAACACAACAGUUUUCGUUCUUGGCCACGUGAUGGAGGGUGAAAAAUACGCCAGAGAAUUAGAGAUAGCUGUGAGGAUUGUCCACGUGGCAUGUGCUCUGUGUGGGAGGGUGCAGGAGAAGCUUCUUGCGACUGAGGUUGUUUCCAAGGAUGAUGAUUCUCCUGUUACUGUUGCAGACUUGAGUGUUCAAGCAAUCACUAGUUGGUUACUAUCGAAAACAUUUGGGGUUCAGAAUGUGUCAAUUGUUGCGGAAGAAGAUGUAGAAACUUUCACCAAGGAUGAUUCAACAGGCUUACUGGAAGCUGUUGUGGAUACAGUCAAUGAGUCUUUAGCUUUUGCAUCCAUGUAUGGUCUCCAAAGUCCAGACAUAACUCUUGGAACAUCAGAAGUUCUCGCGGCCAUUGGCCGCUGCAGCUCAACGGGUGGUGCUAGUGGAAGGCAUUGGGUACUUGACCCUGUUGACGGCACAUUGGGAUUUGUACGAGGCGAUCAGUAUGCGGUUGCUCUAGCUUUGAUUGAGGAUGGAAAAGUUGUUCUUGGAGUUCUUGGGUGUCCCAAUUACCCAGUGAAGACAGAAUGGCUAAAUUAUCAGUACCAGUAUCGUCAAACAACGAUAUCACAAACAUCAACAACUCUUGAUGCAUGCGGAAAAGGAUGUGUGUUGUAUGCAAAGAGAGGCAGUGGUGAGGCGUGGUUGCAGUCAUUGAUUCCUGAAGAUAGGUUGUUAGAAUGGCCGAAUUGUGCUAGGCCUAUUCGAGUUUCUUCCGUUGAUGAUCCGGCAUUGGCAACUCUAUGCGAACCAGUAGAAAGGGCAAACUCAAACCAUUCCUUCACAGCUGGCCUUGCUCACAGUGUAGGACUAAGAAAACAGCCCUUACGUGUCCACAGUAUGGUAAAGUAUGCAGCAAUAGCAAGGGGAGAUGCCGAGAUAUUCAUGAAAUUUGCAAAGUCAGGUUACAAAGAGAAGAUAUGGGAUCAUGCUGCCGGUGUUGUGAUUGUUGAAGAGGCCGGUGGUGUGGUAACCGAUGCCGGAGGCCGACCUCUAGACUUUUCAAAGGGAACGUACUUAGAGGGUCUUGACCGAGGCAUAAUUGCAUGCUCUGGUGUCACAUUGCAUGAAAAAUUGAUUGAUGCUGUUUAUGCUAGCUGGGACUCCUCAAAUUUAUGAGGCUUUUUUACAUAUUGCAAAAAAACUUGUAUUCAAUUUAGCAGCUAAUUUUUCAGUAUAAUCAUUGGAAAUUGUAUAAACUGAAUAUAUAGUUAUCUUAUAGCAUAAUUCGUCCAUGUGCCAAUAUGGAAUGAAGAAGCGAUUAAGGAUAUUGAAAGUAGGGUGAUGAAUUAUAAAAGUUAAGAGCGAUUCUAUUUAUCCAAAUCAAUCAAUUAAUACA